Molecule: messenger RNA, 2257 nt
Organism: Manacus vitellinus (golden-collared manakin)
Lineage: Eukaryota; Metazoa; Chordata; Aves; Passeriformes; Pipridae
Gene: NSRP1
Product: nuclear speckle splicing regulatory protein 1
Exons: 7
Coding region: 9-1661 (550 amino acids)
Biological process (GO): regulation of alternative mRNA splicing, via spliceosome
Source: RefSeq, a predicted model, not a curated record
CGGGCAAGAUGGCGGCGCUGGGGAAGCAAUAUGGGCUUAUUAUGCCAAAAAAAUUGCCCCAGAAAAAUCUCGUUUCAAAGAAGCUCUCGGUGUUUGCAGAUGAGUCAGAUGAAGAGCCAUCUGUUGGGGAAAGUCUUCAGAAAGAAGCACUGAAAAAGCAAGCAAUGAAACAGACUAAAUUGGAGAUUCAGAAGGCUUUGGAGGAAGAUGCUACAGUGUAUGAAUAUGACAGUAUUUAUGAUGAAAUGCAGCAGAAGAAGAAAGAAAGUAGUGCCAAAAUGUUAUCUGGACAAGAGGACAAAAAGCCCAGGUACAUCCAUAAUAUCCUCAAAGCAGCCGAGAUUAGAAAGAAGGAACAAGAAAAAAGAAUGGAAAGAAAAAUUCAGAAAGAGCGUGAAAUGGAAGGAGAAGAGUUUGCACACAAAGAGGCUUUUGUGACUUCAGCCUAUAAGAAGAAGCUGCAAGAAAGGGCUGAGGAGGAGGAAAGAGAAAGAAGACAGUCAGCUCUUGAGGCAUACCUGGAUGUGACCAAACAGAGGGAUCUCAGUGGAUUUUACAGACACCUUUUAAACCAGAGGGUAGGGGAAGAAGAAAUGCCUAAAUGCAGCUUCCGUGAAGCCAGGAUAAAGGAAGAAAAACCUGACAGUCAGGAUGAAUCCACCGAAAGGAACAAAUGCCCGUCUGAGAGACAAAAAGUGAAACCCUCUGUCAAGAAAGAGAGUAAUCCAGAUGCUGAUACCGACUUAGGAACUGACAGCAGUGAUGAUGACAAGAGACACAAACACAGCAAAGUAGAUUUGAAAAAGAAGAAAAGGAGAGAGAGCUCGGUGAGCAGUGAAGAGGAGGCCAAACAUCACAAGAGCCAGAGGCAUUCCAGGUCACCAAGUUCAUCCAGUGUGGAGGAGGAGCCACGCACCAAAGCCCAAACAAGUCACCUGGCAAAGAGGGGGGAGAGCAGACCAAGCAGAAGGGGGAAUGAUGAACUGUACAGGGAAAAGGAUUAUGAGAGAAGUAGGACCCACGAAAAGGAUCACCAAAGGGAAAGGGAAGAGCGACACAGGCACGGGGAUCACACGAGUAAGGAUCACUACAGAAGGAGGGAAGAGCAAGAUGAUAAACAAAGGGGGAAGGAAAGAAAGGAGAGGGAGGGACAUGGCAGAGAAAGAGGAGAGAGGAGGGCAAAGGAGAGGGAGGAGAAGGGGUCAGAGAAGGAGCGAGAGAAAGAAAGAAGAAAUGAUAAAGACAGAUAUAAUGACAGAGAGAAGGAGAGAGGAGAGAAAUACAGAGAAAAGGAAGAUCAUGCAAAGGAGAGGAGAGACAAGUAUGGUAGUGAUGAAAAGAAAUACAGAGAGAGGAGGGAAAGUACUCCUCCAUCUCUAGAAAAAGAUGGAGAGACUGAUCUGGAAAAAGAGAGAAAGGGAAAAGACAGACAGGAUGAGAAGGGCAGCUCCAGCUCUGGGAUUUUGUCUGAACAGAAACGUAAAGCUGGAGAAGAAGGGGAGAAAGAGGAGAAAGAGCAAGCACAGAAACCUCCUGAGGGCAUGAGCAAAUUUGCCAAACGGAGCAACGAGGAGACAGUGAUGUCAGCACGGGACCGGUACCUGGCACGGCAGAUGGCACGUGUCACCAGCAAGCCCUACAUCGAGAAGGAGGAGGAUUAAUGUCCCUCUGGUGGACAAAGACACCUGGGCUGUCAACCAAAAGGAAAAGCCACCUCUGUGUGGACUCUUGUACAGAAGUAAAAGGGUAUCCCAGCUAUUUAUUCCUGGUUUUCCUUUGAGAAAUUGUCCCUGAAUAGAACAACUUCUGGAAUGGAUUACUGGGUCACUUGAUACACCCUUAGUCUGUUUAUACAGCUGGAAUAUUAAAUGUGGCUAAUUCUGUACACCUUACCCUUCAGUCCUUGGUACUUAAAGAUUUUGGACCAGGGAGUGUUAAACAUGAGGUGAGAAAACAUCCCCCUGGCAGCCCCUGCUCCUUCCACCAGCUGAGACUGAGCUCUGCUGAAACAAAGGUGCUCUCAGCCCUCAGCAGGAGUCAUUGUUGCCACAUGAUGGUCACAAAAAUGGGAAGCAAACCUGUAAAAGUGUGGGGGGAAAAGCAAGAAAAACAGCCUGAGUAAUAAUCUAGGAGAUUUCUGUAUGUAGUGUGGUUUUGUAAGCUAAAUUGAUACAUGAAUUUUGUAUUUAUGUGUGGGCUUUAGUUUGGGAGCCUGAUGUACAGAAACAAUAAAGUGUAAGAUAUGUGUUGGGUCUAA